CAUGUCGGCUUCUGGCCCCAUAAGCAACUACUAUGUUGACUCCUUGAUAAGCCACGAGAAUGAAGAGCUCUUGGCCUCCAGGUUCCCCGGCUCUGCCUCCCACCCGGCUGCCUCCCGACCGUCAGGAUUAGUCCCGGACUGUGCCGACUUUCCAUCCUGCAGUUUCGCCCCCAAGCCGACCGUUUUCACCACCUCUUGGGCUCCAGUUCACUCCCAGUCCUCGGUGGGCUACCACCCGUACGCCCCCCAGGCGCCCGUCGGGGCCGAGCCCAGGUACAUGCGGACUUGGCUUGAGCCCCUCGCUGGGGCCGUUUCUUUCCCGGCCUUCGCCCCCGGUGCUCGCCCCUACGGCCUGAAGCCCGACGCUUUUCCCGGGAGACGGGGGGAGUGCGGCCCCGCCGACGGCCGAGGCUACGCGGAGUACAUGUACGGGGCUCCGGGGGAGCUGAGGGACAGAGCCGCGCAGACAAUUCCCUCCCCGGAGUCCGAAGCCAUCGCUUCCAGCAAACACAAAGAAGAAAAGCACGAAUUAGACCCUAACAAUCCCGUGGCAAAUUGGAUUCAUGCGCGCUCCACGAGGAAGAAAAGAUGUCCUUACACAAAGUAUCAGACCCUGGAACUGGAAAAGGAGUUUUUAUUCAAUAUGUAUCUCACACGGGACCGGAGGUACGAAGUAGCCAGAGUCCUAAACCUCACGGAACGCCAAGUCAAAAUCUGGUUUCAGAACAGGCGAAUGAAAAUGAAGAAAAUGAAUAAAGAGAAAACCGAUAAAGAACAGCAAUAAAAAAAAAAAAGUUUGGCCAAGUCCGUGAGAAGCGAGGGGCGGAGAGGAAAAAAAAAAAAAAGACAAACAAAAAACCCAACAAACAUACAAAAAAAAAAACCACAAAAAAAAGAGGAAAAGAACACAACAAAAAAAAAAAAAAGAGAGAGAAAAUA
Pogoniulus pusillus (Red-fronted tinkerbird) is the source of this 939-nucleotide messenger RNA. It is a transcript of the gene HOXC9, whose product is annotated as homeobox C9. The coding region runs from base 2 to 784 and encodes 260 amino acids. NCBI's taxonomy places the organism in Eukaryota, Metazoa, Chordata, Aves, Piciformes, Lybiidae. Gene Ontology annotation, biological process: anterior/posterior pattern specification; proximal/distal pattern formation; embryonic skeletal system morphogenesis. Gene Ontology annotation, molecular function: DNA-binding transcription factor activity, RNA polymerase II-specific; RNA polymerase II cis-regulatory region sequence-specific DNA binding. Gene Ontology annotation, cellular component: nucleus. The record is from RefSeq and is a predicted model, not a curated record. The transcript is spliced from 2 exons.